Molecule: messenger RNA, 489 nt
Organism: Hydatigera taeniaeformis
Lineage: Eukaryota; Metazoa; Platyhelminthes; Cestoda; Cyclophyllidea; Taeniidae
Source: the annotation of a GenBank genome assembly
AUGGAAUGUGCUGCAAGUUCGGUGAGUGUCGGUUCGCCUGCCAGCGUAGACGCCACGUUGGGAUCAGCAUUAGUCGCCAGCACCGAAAUCGGCCGAGACGCGAAAGAAAAGGACAGUCUGCUUGAGGCAAUAGCACGGGCGACUGUGAACGAGGCGAUCAACCUCGCCGUAGCUGAGCUCAAGUCAGAAGCAAUGGAGGUGUCGAAAGCAGCGUCAAGAGGUGGAGCGGUGGAGGAGGUGGCAGCGCAGUUGUUAGCCGGUCUUGCUGACUCCUCCGCCACGCGCACGGAACGCAGACGACCACGUCGACGAUGCUUGUUUGGGGAGAACAGCACGAGAUUCGUGGGUGAUGGCGCGAGACUCGUGGACAAUGCAGUGGCCUCCUCCAAGGAAAUACUGACGGAUGGACUUGAAAGGAUGACAUUGUCUGCCGAUACGGGUGUAAGUACUUGUUGCUCAGCAUUGUUACCUGACGCAUAUGUUGGAUGA